AUGUGGUGCAUUGGCAGUACCAAUUCAACGAAUAGAACAAAUUGCUUGCCAUCGAUAUGCAAAAUGGUGCGCAAUCGACCAAGAACAACCCAAAAACCGAACGAAGAUAAUAUAAAUAAAGCAAUAGAAGCUGUCCAGGCUGGAAGCAGUGUGCGAGGCGCAGCAAAACAAUUCGGAAUUGCGCCGCAAACUGUUCGUCAUCGGUUGCAAGGACGCAAACCGAAAUCAGUAGCACAUGUCGGACAACGAGUAUUCAAUGAGGAACAGGAACAGGAACUUCAAGACUAUCUGGUGAAAUCCUCGAAAAUGUUUUACGGUCUCGCGUUGCCGCAACUUCGUAAGCUUGCGUUUCAAUUUGCGCAGAAAUUGAAAGCAGCCAGAUCUAUUAAGAAAAUUCCGGCCAGUUGGUUCCCAAAGAAACCAGAUGAAGAACCAACUGCCUCCAUGGACUGGGUGGAAGGUUUCAUGAAAAGGCAUCCCAAUCUGAGUUUACGUCGACUGGUAUCGACAUCGCUGGGUCGAGCAGCAGCAUUUAAUGCGUCCGUCGUAAUGAAUUUUUAUGAUUUGUACGAAAAUAUCCGGCAAUUACAUAAAUAUACCGCAGCAAAUGUUUGGAACAUGGACGAAAGUUCGCUGAGCACAGUUCAUAAAACUAAAUACGUUGUGGCCCAAAAAGGUCAGCGUUGUGUGGCAGCGGCCAGUUCGGGCGAACGUGGCGCUAGUGUGACUCUCGCGAUGGCUAUUUCCGCCGCCGGCGAAAAAAUUCCACCAUUUUUCAUCUUUCCGCGGGUGAAGAUGCAGGAUAAAUUUCUCAUGCACGGCAGUGCGGGUGCCAAAGGAGUUGCGAAUGGAUCGGGUUGGCAGACCGCUGACACCUUCGUUAAAUUUCUGCACCAUUUUAAAAAUCACGCCAUCAAAGCAGGGACCAAAAGGACUUUGAUGAUCCUCGACAACCAUGAAUCGCAUAUGGCUAUUGCGGGAUUAGAAUUUUGCAAGCAAAAUAACAUCGACGUGUUGACGCUGCCUCCACACACCAGCCACAAGCUGCAACCACUCGAUAGAGGUGUUUUUGGCCCAUUGAAAAUAUAUUACGAAAAUGCGUGCAAGGCGUGGAUGUUCAAUCAUCCCAAUGUUCCGAUUGCAAUCGGAAACGUUGCCGAACUCGUUGCCGAGCCGAUCCUCAAAGGUGCCUCAUCCAUAAAUAUCGUCAAUGGAUUUAAAGCUACAGGUAUUUGGCCAUUCAACAGGGACAUCUUCACAGAAGAUGAUUUCCUGGCGUCAUCUGUAACUGAUCGUCCGUACAAAGACAACGCCAGUCCAGCAACACUUAAAACAUGAACCGAUUCAGCAACCUUAGCGUCCAAUUCAGAAACACCUGCACUGCUCUCCGAUCCAGAAACACCUGCGCCGCCGUUCGAUCGAGUAACUCCUAACACAUCAUUCUUCGUUCCGACGAGUGCUUCAAACGAAGAAUUGAUGCAACAUGAUGUUGGUGCCAAUGUUGAAGUGUCGAAUGACACAUCACUUGAAGGUAUUCGGCCGUUACCAAAAGCUGCAGCUCGGACAGCAAACAGUCGUGGUCGCAAACGUCGUAGGUCUGCACUUCUGACUAGCCCAAGGAUGAUGAAGUCUUUGCGCGAGGAACAAGAGGCAACGGCCCAAAAGAAGGUAGCUGAAGCAGCGAAAAAGCAGUUGGCUGCCAACAGAAAGAUUGAAAAAGAGGUGGUGAAACGACAAAAAGCCGCCGAAAAGUCAGCCAAAGUCGCCGAAAAUGCAGCCACUAAGACAGCCUCCAAACGAAAACGCGGCCGUCCUAGUGUCGCAAAGAACGUCGACUCCGGAGACGACGAGGACGCAGACGAAGACGAAGUCAUUUUGAAGCACCGAACGAAAAGUCGCCACUAAGAAAAAAAUUUUUUCAAUAAUUCUUCUCUACAUUGCACCAUUUUUUUAUUUUUACAGUUCUUUGUAUUUCUACCUAACGCGGGUAUAUAAAAAACGUUACUUUUCAUUUCAUUUUCAUUGAUAUAAGUUUAAUUAUACCUACUUUCAUUAAAUAAAGCUGUUCACAACUAUUUCCGACGAAUUUUGGUAUUUUUACUGCACCCGGAAAAUAGUGCACCACAUUACCCCGAAAAUUUUGGAAGGUCGAAAAAAGGUACCUUCGGUUUUUCGAUCGUACCUCAACGCCAUUAUGUGCAACACAAAAACCUCUUCAUAAAAAAUGUAGCCAGAUACAUUAUCUUUCCAAUGAAUACUCAAUCUUCUUAAUCGGUUAAAAAAUACGGCCGUAUGAGCACUCUAACGAAACGGGCACCACAUUACCCCGUUCUACUCUAGGUACGUAAAUAUAUCUUUUAAUUUUUUAGAUUUUUAGAUUUUUUUAAAUUUAUUUAAAAGAAUCAACAAAUUAACAAUCACUGAAAUAAAAGAGCUAAGAGCCUUGACUAGGUGUCACAAUAAUAAAAUUCACAUAUAUUUAAAACAUAAAAAUACAAA
Molecule: messenger RNA, 2499 nt
Organism: Vollenhovia emeryi
Lineage: Eukaryota; Metazoa; Arthropoda; Insecta; Hymenoptera; Formicidae
Product: tigger transposable element-derived protein 6-like
Exons: 3
Coding region: 1-1338 (445 amino acids)
Cellular component (GO): nucleus
Molecular function (GO): DNA binding
Source: RefSeq, a predicted model, not a curated record